Gambusia affinis (western mosquitofish) is the source of this 3917-nucleotide messenger RNA. RefSeq names its product solute carrier family 25 member 42 (gene slc25a42). The transcript is spliced from 8 exons. Bases 480 to 1448 code for a protein of 322 amino acids. Gene Ontology annotation, cellular component: mitochondrial inner membrane. Gene Ontology annotation, biological process: transmembrane transport. NCBI's taxonomy places the organism in Eukaryota, Metazoa, Chordata, Actinopteri, Cyprinodontiformes, Poeciliidae. The record is from RefSeq and is a predicted model, not a curated record.
UCGUUUACACUCCAUUUCCCACAAUGCCACGCUGCUCGUCCUUGUCAAACCUGCCUCGGGUGGCUGACAGGAGUAGUAACGGUGGAGAUACAAGAGCGUGGAUGAUGUCUGUCACAUGAAGUCACUGCUGGGCGGCUGGCGUUUUAAGCUGUACAGAAAAACAGUGCCUUUGAAGUCCAGAUACAACUUCUGUUAGCAUUCCUCCAUAGUUUAUGUCUGAGCUGCGCUGUAGAACAGAGUAGUGUGGACGGUAAUGUAGCGGGAGGAGCUAACAGCUAGCUUACAUUACUUAACCUAGUACCAGUUGGUUAAACAUCCGCUGAAGAUCCUUCAGACGACUCAAAGUUAAACAUCAAGAGUGGGGUAUCAAACCGUAAGAACCAUUCGAGCUGGUGUGAGCUUCAAGCUCUCACCUUUCUGUGGUACUUGCAUCCCCACCCUCCUUGUGAGUUGAAUGCACAAGUGGUGAAUCCGCGGGGAUGGGAAGUGGAGUCCAGAAACGGUUGUCCUCGCUGACGAAAGGAGAGGUGCCGCCUAUCACUUCCUCCAGCCAGUCGGAAGACAUCAAGCACAGUCGAUCAGUCCUCAACUCGCUUUUCUCUGGGGCUUUAGCCGGAGCCGUGGCCAAAACCGCCGUGGCCCCGUUGGACAGAACAAAAAUCAUCUUCCAAGUGUCCUCAGCAAGAUUCUCUGCCAAGGAAGCUUAUAAGCUGAUCUACCGCACCUACCUGAAGGAUGGCUUCCUCAGUUUGUGGAGGGGGAACUCCGCUACGAUGGUGCGAGUCAUCCCGUAUGCUGCUAUCCAGUUCUGUGCACAUGAGCAGUACAAAAGGCUGCUGGGGGGAUAUUUUGGCUUCCAGGGAAACGCCCUCCCUCCAAUCCCCAGGUUGGUGGCUGGGUCUCUGGCUGGGAUCACAGCAACCAUGCUGACCUAUCCUCUGGACAUGGUGAGGGCCAGAAUGGCUGUCACUCCCAAGGAAAUGUACAGCAACAUUUUACAUGUUUUUGUGCGAAUCUCUCGAGAAGAGGGCUUGAAGACGUUGUAUCGAGGUUUCACUCCAACUAUCCUUGGUGUCGUACCCUAUGCUGGUCUCAGCUUCUUUACUUAUGAAACGCUAAAAAAGUUGCAUGCAGAGCAGAGCGGACGCUUGCAGCCUUACUCCUACGAGCGUCUGGCCUUUGGAGCCUGCGCCGGCCUGAUCGGCCAGUCGGCGUCCUACCCUCUGGACGUGGUGAGGCGGCGUAUGCAGACCGCAGGGGUCACAGGUCACACGUACGGCACCAUCCUGGGCACCAUGAAGGAAAUCGUGUCCGAGGAGGGGGUUAUCCGAGGCCUGUACAAAGGUCUCAGCAUGAACUGGGUCAAAGGACCUGUAGCAGUGGGGAUCAGCUUCACCACCUUUGACCUUACACAGAUUCUCCUGAGGAAGUUGUAUCAAAAGGGAUAAACCCAGUAGCACCAGAGACCCAGAAAGGACGCCGCUGAGGGUGGAGUGACCUGAUCCCAAGAGCUGCUGGACGUGAAACAGAACAGGAAACUGAGAGAAUGUUUAUUAGUGGAAAGAAACAAACGCACAAAGACCAACAACGGGCUCCUUAGGUUGAAACGUGAGGUGAACGUACCUACUACAACCUGUUGUCAAGUGCAAUAUGAUCACUUUAUUGCAUGCUUAUAAAUUGUAAUGCUCCAGCCUUGUGGAGAGGAUUUCUGUGAAGGUUUAGAGUUACAGACAUGGUUUUGGUUUAAGCCGUUAAACCAAAGGUAAUAAUCUGAGUUUGUUGCAGAUUAUAUGUUGGCAUGUUUAAAAAAGAGUUGUUUUUUUCCCCACCAUGCGUUUCAUAGCAUUAACCACAGCAAUUUGAUCAAAAGUGUUUUCAACUUCACCCACAGGUAAUUAAAUAACACACAGACUGUUUUAUGCCAGUGCCAAGACAGUUGAGUAUUAAGUGUCCAUAUUAUUUAUGUUGAUUUCAGUGUAAACAUGUUAGUUUUUUAAAAAGUGCAUCAGUGCAGAUUUCGUGCCCCCUGACAUGUGGUUGUUUAGGAAUAAAUUAUUCUGAUCUUUUAAUCAAACACUUCCUGACGUAAUCCGGUAAAAUGCCCCCUAGUGAAUAUCACCGCUGUUAGGUUACAGCAAAGUGCUAAUUUGUUUUUAACUAGUGUUGAGGAUUGAAGAUGUCCAAGACUGAGGCAUUUUAAUGACCCUCCUUAUCUGUAUACAGGUGAUGUCUUCCGUUUGCUGUCAGUACUGAUAGCUUCUUGGUGUGUUUCUAUACAUAUGUUUAGAAGAGAAUUGCUGUGGCUGUGAAAGGUCACUGAAACAACUUUGAAAUCUCUGUUUUGGGGAGGAUUAAGGGUGCAGAGCUGUAGCAGCAGGGACUGACUGAAUAAGCUGCCUGGAAAUAUGCAAACACCUACCUAACAUGUGAUUUUAAAAUGUUUUGUUGUACUUUUUGUAGCGUUCUCAGUGUUGUCUUUAUCUAAUUAUAACACCUUGUGAGUUGGUGUCAAGCAAACGACUCUUUCUACGGUCAAAUUGCUCAUUUUGCUUUCAGUUCAGCAGCUUAACACUGGGACAUUAUUGAUGCAAGCUAACUGUCACUGAAGAGUGCCAGUGGUUUCUAUACUUAGAACUGACAUACCAAGGCAGGAUGGUUGAGCUGCUAAUGCACAGCCAAGUGGAGUAGAGUGCAGGUCCAGGCAGACUGGAGAGCAGAUAUGCAGGAUAUGAUUUAUAUUUUAUGCCCUUAUGGUGCUGAAGAACAUGAUUUAAUGUUUGUUUGAUGCAUUUUCUUUCUGUGUCCUCCAGAAUCUUUUGCAGGCCUCAUAAAGAUGUGUAAAAAAAAGCGUUCGGACAAAUUAGUUUUUGCAUAUGAAAAUGAAACAACUGAGCACAUUUAUUCAUGCGGUGGGGGGAAUCCCAGUUUAAUCCCCUUAGGGUAAAUAUACUCUGAUGCAAUCUAAUGGGAUUUUUAUAUUAUUAUUAUUUUUUUUUUGCCAAAAAUCUUGGGUCCCAUCUGACCAAAGCACAAGGUUUCAGUAAAAUUCUAAGUGGGAUGCUUUUGAGCUCAUCUCCUACGAGCUACUGGGAACCAGUAACUGCCAGUUGCAUUCAUAUCAAUUUCCGAUCAAACUCUGUACUGGCAAACUUUGAUCAGCUUUGUGUCUGUAACCAUGGCGACGUCUGAGCCAGUGUAUGAGGCUUAAAUAACACGGUAACUACUGCCUGAAUAAAGGCUAAUUUCUAACACUCAAGUGCCUAGCAGCAAUAGCUUAGUUUUUAAUAUAACUGAGCUGAUUCUGCUAAUCUAUGUUGGGAUUUUCACGUGGUUUUGAAGUGUCGAGUGUUUAAGAAACAGCAGCUGCUUGAAAGACGUUUUAAUAUCAAUGACUGAAUGUAUUAACUACUGUACAGGUCCAGAUUUGCUAUGUGAAUUUUGUAAGAAUAACUGCCUUGCAGAGUAUUUUUGUCUGAGGUUUUAUUGUUCUUAUAUAAGAUUCCCAGUUCAUUCCAACACGUUUGGGCUGAUAUUUAAGGACAGCUUCAUUUUAAAAUGAUCUUUAAAAGUGACAUUUAGUGUCUGCUUCUCUACAGAGAACAGAAAGACAAUCAGAAAAAUGCCAAAAUAAGUUGGAGGUUUUGCUUGUUAAUCGGAUAUAAUUGGAUGACAACAGGUUUAAUAGAAAAACAGUAAAUUUAAUUUCAAUAAGAAGGUUUCAGUUGUAUUCUGCGGCAGAUGAUAUUGUGGAGUUUACUUUGGUUGCAGCUGUUUUUGUAACUCCUUGAUUUGUGCCAAUUGAAUGUAACAUAGCUACUAAAUAGCCUCAUCGUCAUCUGUCCAGUCUAUAGUGACGACAGUGUAUAUGUGGGAGUAUGUUCACAUAUCAGAUUCUUCAAAUAAAACUGGAUAUUCAA